UGAGAGAGAGAGAGAGAGAGAGAGCGAGGGGAAACCGCCCCAUCGUUGCUCUGCCCACACACACGGCUGGUCCCUUUUGAGCUGCUUUCGACUUGGCUCAAACUGAGCUCAAAACUGAGUUCGAAAUUGGGGGUCAAAUUGGUGGUCAAAUUGGUGGUCGUCUGGUGUCAGUUUUUUUUUUUCCAUUUCAUUCAUUGAAAUUCCGAAUCCUCAGGCCUUUUCGUUCGUUUUUCUACUUUCUUUCCUUUUCAUUUCUUGUCUUUCUGAAUUCACUCCUUUGUUCAGUUAUUCAGCUUAUUUGGCCUUGUCUGUUGGCCCUGCCCUUUUUCUCUUUUGCGCGCACUUGUUCAACUUGCAAAGACACAGCGUCAAGACAAAGGCACGUCAAUGAGUACUGAUACUGUAGCGUCAAGCCCUGCCCCCGUCGUGGCCGCAACCCCAUCACAGGGACGAGCAGGAAGCCCAACAACAACAACAACGACAACGACAACCACAACGACAGCGGAAUCGGGUCCCGAUUCGCCGCAAAUUCUCGCCUCGCCCGACCCGGCUUCUGCUGCCGCUGCCGCUGCUGCUGCUGCUGCCGCCACUACUCUGGCCGUCAAUGCUGCCACUGCCGCUGCCGCCGCUCAGCUCGCUGCCGCUGGGCUGCUCUUCCCGCAGGCAAUGCCGGCAACCGGUCUGCUGUCUCCGCACCUCCAACCUCAGCAGCUCAUGCAGCAGCAGAAUUCGUAUGCAAUGGCGCAGUACGCUGCACUCCAAAACCAAGCGUCUCUGAGUCACCAUCCCGGGCUGACCACCGUCUACGUCGGAAGCAUUGCACCAACAGUAACAUCAAGCGCAUUGACAGAGUUUUUCUCGACCGUGGGACCGAUCAAGCACUGCCAACAGUUUUCGCAAAAUGGCAACAGUUUUGCCUUCAUUGAAUUUGGCGAUCACCAAAGCGCCACUCUUGCCGUCGGCUCUUUGAAUGGCGCACUGCUGGGCGGACAGCCCAUCCGUGUGGGUUGGUCGCACCACAAGCGACACCAGUUCCAGAUGCAACAGCACCAGCAACAGCAGAUGAUGAUGCAGCAGUUUUCACAGAUGGCGCUCGGAACUCCGACCAUGCCCGUGUUUGGCGGCCAUGCCAACGGACUCGCCCACCACAACGCGACGGGCUAUACUAGCCCCGCUGGAGGUCAAGGAAACACUGGAUCGAGGCCACCGCGACAGGCCCAGCAGCAACACCAGCAGCAGCCGCCGCUCCAGCACCAACUUAGCAAUGGUGGCGCGUCCGCUGGUCACAAUGGCGGCAGUGUGAACGGCACGCCGAGCUUGACCGAAACGACCAACUUCAAGUCCAUUUUUGUGGGCGACCUGCCGAUGGACGUCACGUCCGUCACGCUGCAGCAAGCCUUUUCGCCCUUUGUCACCGUCACCGAAGCGACUGUCAUGCUCGAUCCGCGCACGGGCCAGUCGCGCGGGUUUGGGUUUGUCCACAUCGAGGCCACCGACGACCCGGAUAGCGUGCUCAAGUCUGUGCAAGGCUUGGUCAUUGGCGGACGAGCUGUGCGCACCAGUUGGGCCGUGCGACGAUCCGCGCCCGCAGUGGCGCAACCGUCGCCUCCGCAACAACACGCAGUCACCCAUGGUCGCGGCCCUCGGCGGCAGGAUGACUCGAACAGCGGGGCUGCGCGUCUCCACUCCAAUGGAAGCACCAGCUUUCAUAACGGCUCGGGUUUCGCGAAUGGCGCCGUUGCAUCAUCCGGCUCGGCAGUGCCGCUGUUUGGCUCGGUGCUUGCGUCCCCCGCCGCCUACGAGGCUGCCGCGUCGUCCGCACCCGCCAGCAACACGACCAUCUACGUUGGCAACCUGCCCUACUCCAUCAACGAGGUGUACUUGCGCCGCUUGUUCAUGGUGUUUGGACCGAUCACCAACGUGUGGCUGAACAUGGACAAGAUGUUUGCGUUUGUGCGCUUCACCUCUCAUGAAAGCGCUGCCACUGCCAUCGCCACCGCGCAUGCCACCAGCCUGCACGGCCGACAGCUGCGCUGCGCCUGGGGCAAGCAAAAUCCCCAUUCGGGUGACGCUGAAGCUCCCAGCGACCAGGCGAGCUCGCCGCCGUUGCCUGUCGACGAGGUGGAAUCGCCCCCUGCCGAGUAUGCCGCAGCUGGCACUGUGGAUUUGAGCGCCCUGUCCUUUGCCGUCGCCCAGCAGCAGCAGCAACUCCAAUCCGAGCAGCUUCAGCUUGCUCAACAGACUGGGUUUGCGUCCUUCCCCUACCCGUACAUGUCACUGCAGCCGCAGACCUACGCAGCAAUGUACCAGCAGCAGCUCCUUCAGCAACAUCUUCAGCAGCACCUUCAGCAGCAACAAUUGCUCCAGCAGUAUUACCAGCAGUCCUCGGAUUCUGUCUCGCCCCAAAGCAAAGUUCCCGCCACCAGAACAAGCAACUAAUUCCAAUCAAAAGCAUGGCUCGCUGCUCAUCGCAACGAUGUCUCGUCAAACAAUGAAACAACUAGCCCCAAACUCGCCUUUCUCUCCCAUUUAUCCUUCGUUCGGUUUGCCUUCUGAUGUUUUGAACUUGUACAAUGACCCCAGCAGCCCAUGAUUUGCUGGUGUGUGUGUGUGUGUGUGUUUUGAACCAUCAUACUCCGUUUUUCCAUCCAAUACACCACCAUAGUUUCGAUCA
This is a messenger RNA of Capsaspora owczarzaki ATCC 30864, 2674 nucleotides long. RefSeq lists its product as hypothetical. Gene Ontology annotation, molecular function: RNA binding. The transcript is spliced from 4 exons. Bases 388 to 2439 code for a protein of 683 amino acids. NCBI's taxonomy places the organism in Eukaryota, Filasterea, Ministeriida, Capsasporidae. The record is from RefSeq and is a predicted model, not a curated record.